GUGCUAUGUGGGUAAAAAAACAAAGGUCAUUCUUGUAAAAUCGCCAGCUAUUUCCUGACAAUGAACCCAAAACAAGUGAAUUGGAACUGGCCAGCAACAAUUUAGGAAGAGAAGUUGAAAAUCAACAGUUUUUUUUUUCUUCUCUGAAACUGAAAGUUUUUGAAAUGGAACUGGAGAAGGGUGUCCAUAGAUGGAUAGUUGACAUUUCUGAAUGGAACCCAUCUCCCCAUUACUUCUCUUUUGCUAUGUCCUUUCUUCCCCAACAUGAACACUCCUCCAUUACCAGGUUCUUUAAAAUGGAAGAUCAAAAACGGGCCCUUGUGAGCAGAUUGUUGCAGUAUGCACUGAUACAUCAAGUCUUGGGGAUCCCAUAUAAUGAAAUUGUCAUCAGGCGCACUGCUGAGGGGAAACCAUACCUGGAAUGUGACAAACUGAACUUGGAGUUCCCAAAUUUUAACUUCAAUGCAUCACAUCACGGUAAUUUUGUGGCUAUUGCUUCUGAACCAAUAUGCCUUGUGGGAUUGGAUGUUGUUUCUCAAACCGUUCCUGAGAAAGAAUCAGUGGAAGAUUUCAUUCAGAGCUUCUCAUCAUACUUCUCAAGACUGGAAUGGUUUAACAUAAUCAAUGCUGGCUCUUCUCAUCAGAUUUUGAGUGAGUUCUAUAGAUAUUGGAGUGUGAAGGAAGCAUUUGUCAAAGCUAUUGGUGAUGGCAUUGGCUACAAAUUGGACAUCAUCGAAUUUCAUCACAAAAACUGGGAAAACAUAGUUGUCAAGGUUGAUGGAAAAGAACUAAAAGAUUGGAGAUUUUGGCUUCUUGAAUUGGGGAAAGAUCACGUGGCAUCAAUUGCUAGGGGUCACCCUAUGUAUGCCACUAGCAGUUACAAGACAACGUUGAAUCGGACACAGUUCAAUGACAAGGAAUACAGUUUAGGACUUCAUCUUCCAAAUGCAAGCUUCAUUUUUCGGAAGGUAGAAGACCUGUUGCCCUCCAAUGAAACAGGUAGUGUACCACCAUGUAUAUCGCAAAAUUGUGCCAUGUUGAAGGAUUAAGAAGAGUUCAAUUUGGUGUUUCUGGUGAUUUUGGACUAGAGUUUCAUCCUGUAGUCAAAACAAUUUGAGGGCGUGUUUGGUAAGAAGGAAGUUAUUUUCAGGAAAAUGUUUUCCAAUGUUUGUUUGGAGAGCGGAAAACAUUUUCCUGAAAAAGAGAAUAUUUAUUAAAGAUUGAUAAUACUAUUAGCUACUGGGGAUAGUGUUCUCAUGAAAUUUCUGAGUUAUUAAUGAUUGAUAAUGAUGUUUUAAGUGUUUGUUGAA
Molecule: messenger RNA, 1310 nt
Organism: Solanum dulcamara
Lineage: Eukaryota; Viridiplantae; Streptophyta; Magnoliopsida; Solanales; Solanaceae
Exons: 5
Coding region: 165-1049 (294 amino acids)
Cellular component (GO): cytosol
Molecular function (GO): holo-[acyl-carrier-protein] synthase activity; magnesium ion binding
Source: RefSeq, a predicted model, not a curated record